This is a messenger RNA of Pipistrellus kuhlii (Kuhl's pipistrelle), 2726 nucleotides long. It is a transcript of the gene PAAF1, whose product is annotated as proteasomal ATPase associated factor 1. The transcript is spliced from 12 exons. Lineage: Eukaryota; Metazoa; Chordata; Mammalia; Chiroptera; Vespertilionidae. The coding region runs from base 81 to 1259 and encodes 392 amino acids. Gene Ontology annotation, molecular function: protein binding. The record is from RefSeq and is a predicted model, not a curated record.
CUCCGCACUGGCCGCAGCCCUUCCGGAGGAGCCACUUCCGGGAAAGAGCGGAAGAGCGGGUUGGUGGAGGCGUGGUCAAGAUGGCGGCGCCUUUGAGGAUUCAGAGCGACUGGGCCCAAGCCCUCAGGAAGGAUGAAGGGGAGGCCUGGCUGAGCUGUCACCCUCCAGGGAAACCAACUUUGUAUGGCAACCUAACUUGUCAAGGAAUUGGCCCCGAUGGCAUCCCAGAGAUUACAGCUUCAGAAGGAUUCAUUGUGAAUGAAAUAAGCAAGAAAAGUAUUCAUAUUUCAUGUCCAAAAGAAAAUGCAUCUUCGAAGUUUUUGACACCAUACACUACUUUUUCCAGAAUUCAUGCAAAGAGUAUAACGUGCCUGGACAUUUCCAGUGGAGGAGGCCUUGGAGUGUCUUCUAGUGCUGAUGGGAGCAUGAAAAUCUGGCAGGCCUCCAAUGGAGAGCUCAGAAGAGUAUUGGAAGGACAUGUGUUUGAUGUGAAUUGUUGCAGGUUUUUCCCAUCAGGCCUUGUGGUUCUGAGUGGGGGAAUGGAUGCCCAGCUGAAGAUCUGGUCAGCUGAAGAUGCUAGCUGUGUGGCAACCUUCAAAGGUCACAAAGGAGGUAUCCUAGAUACAGCCAUUGUCGAUCGGGGGAGGAAUGUGUUAUCUGGUUCUCGAGAUGGAACAGCACGACUUUGGGAUUGUGGGCGCUCAGCCUGCCUGGGAGUCAUUGCAGACUGUGGUUCUUCCAUCAACGGAGUGGCUGUGGGUGCUGCUGACAACUCCAUCAACCUCGGCUGCCCUGACCAGGUGCCCAGUGAACGGGAGGUUGGAACAGAAUCGAAAAUGCUGCUGUUGGCCCGGGAAGAUAAGAAACUUCAGUGCUUGGGACUACAGAGCAGGCAGCCGGUAUUCCUCUUUAUUGGCUCAGAUGCCUUCAACUGCUGUACUUUUCUCUCUGGCUUCUUGCUCUUAGCUGGGACACAGGAUGGAAACAUUUAUCAGCUGGAUGUGAGGAGUCCAAGGGAUCCAGUACAAGUCAUCCACAGAUCAGGAGCACCAGUUCUAUCCCUGCUGAGAUUCAGAGACGGAUUCAUUGCUAGCCAAGGUGAUGGAAGCUGUUUCAUUGUCCAGCAAGACUUAGACCAUGUCAUUGAGCUUACUGGGGCUGACUGUGACCCUGUGUACAAGGUAGCCACGUGGGAGAAGCAGAUCUACACAUGCUGCCGAGAUGGCCUGGUGCGGCGCUAUCAGCUCUCUGACCUCUGACCCUGUGAGGGAGGAGGCCCAGCUAAUGAAAACGACUGGCCAUGACCAACAGCGAGCAGAAGCAUCUUCAGUCCUUCCCGAGGUCCCUACUCUUUGGUGUCUUGGGCACCCUUCGGAAGUCACCGAGAGCUCCACUGGCCACACAAGACUUGUGUGAACUGAGUAAGAAGCUCACAUGUGCUCACUGCGUUUGUCCCGACUUCUCCUUCUAUAAACUCACUGCAGCCACACAGGGCAGGGUUAUGGAAUACUUAGUUUGAUCACACAUCCGUUGUAUUAAAUGUUUACAGGACCAGGGACUAAAGCCUGUUCUCUGAAGGGAAUAAAGAGAGUAUGUUUGGAGGAGUCAGAAUUUGAAAACUUGGUUAAAUGUUCUUAUUCCAGCAGAAAAUCAGUCAGGCUGAUGGAACUCCUUUCUCAGGCACUUCUUGUUGGCCUGGUCAUACAGGACUGUUGACAUUAGCAGUAAAGAUCCCAUAGGCACAACCUGGAAAAGACUUUUGUGCAGGUAGGAUGACUAGCAUCCCAGUUUUCCCUGUAUUGUGGGGUUUUCGGCCACCUGUGGCUUUCAGUUCCAGGCAAACCAACAUGUUCUGUCAGCCUAUAUACAGGUGAUGAAGUAAAGGCAGUGGCUGUGAAAGUGGUUCCUAGAACAGCUUCUCAGUAUCACCGGGGAAUUAGAAAUAGAAAUUCUUGAGCCCACCUCAGACCUAAAUCAGGAAUUCUGUGGGUAGGGCCUACAAUCUUUUUUAACAAAUCUUCCAUGAUUCUGAAGCGUGCUGAAGUUUGAGAUCUAGAGAAAGAUGGUAUGGGGCACUUUCGUCAUAGAUGGAACCCAUGGCUCAUAGGAUGGCCAGGCUGGUCUGUGGGAGAUGAGGCUGGAGAAGCCCCGAAUAAUGAAGAAGCUUGAAUGCCAGAUAGGGAGCUUGAACUUCACUUGGCUGCAGUGGGAAUCAUGAAGGGGUUUUUAAGCAAAGGUGUGACAGGGUUACUUCUUUUUUUGUCUUUAAACAUAAAAAUGGAAUAAUUAUGUGUUCCAUGGCUUAUUUUCACUUAGUAUCUUAGUUCUUUUACAUUUAGACCUUCUUCUUUUUUUUUAAAACAAUUUCCAGAACAUGAAAGCCAUAUCCUUUACAUUUUAGAGAUCAUUAAAGAAAAAGUUUCUUGGAGCAUGAAACCCUGGAGCUGAGCCAUGUAGGCUGAGAUCGGGAAUUUAUUUAAGGGAAGAAAAUAAUUCCUGGCUCAGGUAACAGUAUGGCUUACAGAGUUCUUAAAGGUAUGUUCUCAUGAAGUCUUUAUUGCUACCUGUGACAUACCAGUGGUGAGACUCAGAGAGAUGAGUGAUUUGCCAGGGGUCAUAGAGAGCAGGAACUUGAACAGUUUAUUUUAACUUUAAAUGCCAUUUUUUUCUACCUGUUGCUAAUCCCUAAACAAAAUUGUGAAAAUAAAAUAUUGUCAUUCAUUGAG